AUGACUACCGCACCGGAGUACGUUUUCACUCGAGACUAUGAGGACAACAAUCGAAUCUGGCUAACUGACGUGGCAUCUCGUCUGCCGACGGCAGUCCAACUCGACGGAUUCGACAUCUCAUUCGACGCCGCACCGCCACAACAAUGGCUAUCUCCGAAUGUGAGCUUCCGUCUUUGGAACAUCAAACAUGACGCACCUGAGGAUGUUGUGGGCAGAUAUGACAUUGUUCACAUCAGAUUGUUUGGCUACGUUCUCAAGGACGACGAAGUCGAGGACGCUCUGAAGCGCUUGACCACACUAUUGAAGCCUGGUGGCUACAUCCAGUGGGGUGAACCUGACAGAGAUUCUUUUCGCCUUCAGACCACCUCCCGAGAGAACAAAAGUGAUGCGAUGGAGCAGCUACGAAAUCUCACGGCCUCUCAGGAUCCAAGGAUGAAACCGACCUGGGUCACAAAACUCCCGGGGCUCUUUACAAAAUGCGGGCUGCUGAAUGUCGAGGCUGAUGUACGAGAUGCGCCUCCUGAUCUUGCUAUGGCGAUGCAUGAGUGCAACCUGACACUGCACACACUCCUGCCACGCCAGACUAAGAACCAUGAGGCAGCGCGGGCAGUGAGCAGCUUGUUGCCAGAGGCAUGCCGGGAGACAAGAGCUGGAUCCUGUUAUGCAUUCACACGCUGGACUGUGGUAGGAAUGAAACCCAGCUGUGAAAAUACUGCCGCCGAACAUGGUUGGGGUUCGGUCGAUCUUGGCGGCUCCACAUAG
Messenger RNA from Neoarthrinium moseri, 762 nucleotides. RefSeq lists its product as uncharacterized. The coding region runs from base 1 to 762 and encodes 253 amino acids. Lineage: Eukaryota; Fungi; Ascomycota; Sordariomycetes; Amphisphaeriales; Apiosporaceae. The transcript has 3 exons. The record is from RefSeq and is a predicted model, not a curated record.